AUGACCAAUCAAAUAAAUGAACUCCCUGAUAGAUAUCAUUGGAUCCCUUGGAUUUACGAAACAAGAGCUUCAAAUAACUUAUAUACGGGUACUGUCGGUCAGGAUAUGCAGAAUAGUAAUGUCCGUACUACUAUAAAGUACUCGUGUAAAUCCUGCCAGUUCUGGUCCUAUCGCAAAUCACAUCUUACAAGGCACACUUUAACACAUCAACUAAAAUGCCCCCUUUGUGAGAAGAAGCUUUCAAACAGCUUUAAUCUCGAAAGACAUAAGAGAAUUUUCCAUAUGAUCCCCACAAAUAAUGAUGUACCCAACGUAUGA
Messenger RNA from Phycomyces blakesleeanus NRRL 1555(-), 318 nucleotides. RefSeq names its product C2H2-type zinc finger transcription factor. Bases 1 to 318 code for a protein of 105 amino acids. The record is from RefSeq and is a predicted model, not a curated record. NCBI's taxonomy places the organism in Eukaryota, Fungi, Mucoromycota, Mucoromycetes, Mucorales, Phycomycetaceae. The transcript is spliced from 2 exons.